AUGGGACUUAGCACACAUACCUACCUGGUACACAGACCCUCCAUAACUCGUAAGUUGACUGGAAUGUGGUGGUGGGUGCGGCCAGUGUGUUUGUCCAAAGACCUAUACCCCAAGGAAGGUGAUAUGUGCACAGUUGCUGGGUGGGGCAACAUACACGAGGACGGAGAGGACUCCUUGCAGCUCCAGCAGGUUGACCUUCCCAUCUUAGCAUCGUGCAAGAAAGAGACUUUUUUUAGCGAUGAAGAAGUUCUUUGUGCAGGUUACGAUGAAGGACAAAAGGAUGCUUGCCAGGGGGAUUCAGGAGGACCACUGAUGUGUACUAAACGACAGGAGGGCUGGGUGCAGGUGGGGUUGGUAUCCUUUGGGCGUGGUUGUGCCAGGCCAGGGAAUGCUGGAGUCUAUGUUCGUCUCAGUUAUCAUCUGGACUGGAUAUACGCUAAGCUGGAGAUGAUGAAGGAUGCAUCCAACUUGCCUGAAGAAUCAAAAAGCAUCGGUGACUGCAGGGGUGUCACCUGUUUGCUGGGAGAGGGGUCCUGCCUACCCACCCAACGUGUCUGUGACCAUCAGGCUGACUGUCUUGGGGCAGAGGACGAGGUGUCAUGUGGAUUUGAGAAUGACCUCAUCCAAGAAACAACUGUGAGCAAGCCUUCCCAGCAGGCAUACAAAUCAUCAACCAUCGCUACAACCACUGAUACCUCCACAACCAUGAAGACCACUACACCAUGACUCCACUGCCACCCACCACCACUGCUGACAUCACUACUGCUGAUUCACCACCACCACCACCACACCACCACCACCACCACCACCACCAUUGUUGAUUCUGCAGGAGUGAUAGAAACUUGCGUGCUCUUCGGCAUAGAUGAAGACAAUGAAACGCUCAGUUGUGUGGGAGAUGAUUAUUUAUGUACCAGAAUUCCAGAGUGUCUGCCACGAAGGAGUGUGUGUGAUGGCGAGCCACAGUGUACAGAUGGGACAGACGAACUUGGGUGUUAUUGUGUUGAUCGCCUAUAUACAUAUGGCAAGGAAGACUUUGUGUGUGAUGGAUUCUACGAUUGUCAUGAUCUUAGUGACGAGGAUUGUGCACCAUGUGGGCCUCAGUUUGUAUGUGCUCUGAGUCAGCAGUGUGUGCCACAGGAGGAGGUGUGUGAUGGCAAGAAUAAUUGCAGAUAUGGAGAAGAUGAACUGUUUUGCAUUGCCUUAAUCAACGUUCAUACAGAACCAGAGAGGGACCAAUUUGGGGAACUAACAUCGCAGAAAGAGGGGCGACUGGUGCUGCGGGUAGAUGGCAUUUGGGACACCAUCUGUGUUGAUACUCUGAAAGAGGAGCUUGGUCAUAGGGUGUGCAACUUUCUUGGCUAUGAGACUCUGGAUGACUUGUAUUAUGUUGAGGACUCUUUGUACAUCACUCCAUCAAGCCCUCAGAACCACCACACCCCACGCUCAAAACUUGCUUUCACUCCUGUGAAUAACUUCAAUAGAACUGACAGAAGUCACAGAGAAAUACGAUCCACAGGCCUGGUAGAAUCAUUCAGCUCCACAGUGGAAGGCUAUGUGGCGAUGGAUAUAUUGGAAGAGGUUCCUGUAGGUAUUGGUGGUAGAAAGGAUGUGUGUCGUCAGGUGGUGUUCAGCUGUGGUGAGCAGAAGUGUGGAAAAGUCCCUCUCUACUUCUUUACCAAGGUAACCCCAGUGUGGAUGUUUGGUGGGUCCCCCUGGGCAGCAAGUGUUUAUGUGAAAGGAGAGUACCGGUGUGGUGCCACGCUGGUCCACCCUCGCUGGCUCAUUACCUCCAACACUUGCAUGUUUGGUGUCAGCCCAGAGGUGGAAUCAGUGUGGGUGGUGAUGGGAUCGAUAAGGAGAUUUGGAGCACCAAUGCGGGUGUGGGGGGCGUUCGAGGAGGGGCGGCAGGUGGACGGGGCCUGGCUAGUUGGUGUAAGUGAUAUCCUGCUCCUGAAGCUGACUAAGAGGAUGCCUAAGACCAACUAUAUCUCCCAUCUCUGUCUUCCUACUCAGGAGAUGAGCAACUUGGGACCCUACAGUAGGUGUUCCAUAGCUGGCAUGAGUAUGGAGAAGGAUAGAGAGAGCAUUGGUGUGCCAUUCUCCUCCACCUUUAACUGUCCGCCCCACCAUGUGUGUCCAGAUGUUGAAAAGGACUUCAAGGAUAUAUGCAUGGAAUCGUGGGCUGGUGUAGUGGCGUGUCAGUUAACGCAAGACAAUAACCCAACCUGGAUUGGUGUUGGCGUGUGGUCCUACAGACGCCGUGCUGGAGACUGUAAUCUUGCUCUCCUGCAUCCACUCUUUACAGAUGAGGACCUGAAGGAAAUACAUCGCAUCAUGGGAUACAACAGUGUUGAUGCUGUGAGUUCAGCUGUGUGCGAGGGGCGUUAUUGCGUCCCUGGAGUGUGUGUCGCUCCUUCUCAGGAAUGUGAUGGCCGUCUUGAGUGUUUUGAUUCCAGUGACGAGUCUCCAGUUUGCUCUACUCCCAUAACCCGUUGCCGAACAUACAAUGACAGCGAGAAUUGUGAAUGUCCACAUGGGUGGUGGACUUGUCUGGACCAAGUGUGCAUCCCUGGUAAAGCCCUUUGUGAUGGGAUUAGAGAUUGUGCUGACGGGGAGGAUGAGCUAGACUGUUCUUGUUGCAAGGUGUUACUGUUCUGGUUACCAGAGAAAAAGUGCGAUGGGCAAAUAGACUGUGUUGACCAGAGUGACGAGGCUUUCUGCGGUUGCCAGAAUGACUCUGAAACAUUCAGGUGUUACAGCUCCAAGCCUCUGAAGUGUGUAUCAAAAGAAAGAGUAUGUGACGAAACAAAGGACUGUCCUGAGGGUGAGGACGAGGCCUUCUGCGUCACCCUGGUGCCUCAUCUCAGACUGGAGGAGGACGUAUUAGGGUGAGACAUGGAUUAAUUG
Molecule: messenger RNA, 2907 nt
Organism: Portunus trituberculatus (swimming crab)
Lineage: Eukaryota; Metazoa; Arthropoda; Malacostraca; Decapoda; Portunidae
Product: serine protease nudel-like
Biological process (GO): proteolysis
Cellular component (GO): plasma membrane
Molecular function (GO): protein binding; serine-type endopeptidase activity
Source: RefSeq, a predicted model, not a curated record